GGCGCGUGCGUCAGAGCUGAACGCUGAGAGAGGUUUUGACAUAGAAGAGCCAGGAAGCGGAGAGAGGACAGCGGAGGAGAGUCUCCACAAACUCCGAGCGACAGUCGACUGUGAACGUGUCCUAAACUCGCUGCAAAGUUGAUGCACUCUUGGUCACACAAACUGGCUUAACGACGUCAUCCUCCCUCACGUAGCUCCUCCCUCCUCCUGUCACUGCUCUUCCUCCUCACGCUUUCAUCCCAGUGUCUCUGCUGUCCCGCUCAGCAGAGCCCACUCCUCCCUCCCCACUGGCGGCCUCCUGUUGGUGGCCCCCUGCGACAGCGUGUUGGUGUAGGAUGGCGUGGUGGGACGCUGAGGGCUGCCGCGGGGGACUGUGAUGUCAGAGCCCAGCAGCCCGGGCGAGAGCCGGCGUGGCGCUCCCAGAUUCUUCGUGGGCUGCGAGGACGAUGAGAGCGAGGUCCUGGAAGACAGCAUGAGGACAGACAUGGAGCUGUACGAGGACGACGAGGACACCGACUCGCCCCCGGAGCGACAGAUCGUGGUGGGGAUCUGCUGCAUGAUGAAGAAGUCCAAGUCCAAGCCGAUGACCCAGAUCCUGGAGAGGCUGUGCAGGUUCGAGUACAUCACCGUGGUCAUCUUCCCCGAGGACGCCAUCCUCAACGAGUCUGUGGACAAAUGGCCUCUGUGUGACUGCCUCAUCUCCUUCCACUCCAAAGGAUUUCCUCUGGAUAAAGCCGUGAGCUACGCCAAACUGAGAAACCCUCUGCUCAUCAACGACCUGAACAUGCAGUACUACAUACAGGACAGGAGGGAGGUGUAUCGUAUCCUGCAGGAGGAGGGGAUUGAUCUACCACGCUACGCUGUGCUAAACAGAGACCCAGACAAACCUGACGAGUGUAACCUGGUGGAGGGAGAAGACCACGUGGAGGUGAAUGGAGAGAUUUUCCAGAAGCCGUUUGUGGAGAAGCCGGUGUGCGCUGAGGAUCACAACGUCUACAUCUAUUACCCGACGUCUGCAGGAGGGGGCAGCCAGAGACUUUUCAGGAAGAUUGGGAGUCGCAGCAGCGUGUACUCACCAGAGAGCAGCGUGAGGAAGACAGGCUCCUACAUCUACGAAGAGUUCAUGCCCACUGACGGCACAGACGUAAAGGUGUACACUGUAGGGCCGGACUACGCUCACGCUGAAGCUCGGAAGUCUCCUGCUCUGGACGGGAAGGUGGAGAGAGACAGCGAGGGGAAGGAGGUCCGAUACCCCGUCAUGCUGUCAGCCAUGGAGAAACUGGUGGCUCGAAAAGUCUGCCUCGCCUUCAAGCAAACAGUUUGUGGCUUCGAUCUCCUGAGAGCUAACGGACACUCGUUUGUCUGUGACGUCAACGGCUUCAGUUUUGUUAAAAACUCCAUGAAGUACUACGACGACUGUGCAAAGAUCCUCGGGAACAUUGUGAUGCGUGAGCUGGCCCCUCAGUUUCAGAUCCCGUGGUCCAUCCCCACAGAGGCUGAGGACAUCCCCAUCGUCCCAACCACCUCAGGAACCAUGAUGGAGCUCCGCUGCGUCAUCGCCGUCAUCAGACACGGUGACCGAACGCCCAAACAGAAGAUGAAGAUGGAAGUCCGAAACCCCAUGUUCUUUGAUCUGUUUGAAAAAUAUGGAGGAUACAAGACAGGCAAAUUAAAGCUGAAGAAGCCCAAACAGCUGCAGGAGGUGCUGGACAUCACGCGGCAGCUGCUGGUGGAGCUGGGUCAACACAACGACUGUGAGAUCGAGGAGAAGAAGUCCAAACUGGAGCAGCUGAAGACGGUUCUGGAAAUGUAUGGUCACUUCUCUGGAAUCAACCGUAAAGUUCAGCUGACCUACCUGCCCCAUGGACAGCCCAAAACCUCCUCAGAGGAAGAAGACACGCGUAAAGAGGGCCCGUCUCUGCUGCUGGUGCUGAAGUGGGGGGGUGAGCUGACUCCCGCAGGCAGAGUGCAGGCCGAGGAGCUGGGCCGAGCUUUCCGCUGCAUGUACCCUGGAGGACAAGGAGACUAUGCUGGGUUUCCAGGCUGUGGGUUGUUGAGGCUUCACAGCACUUACAGACACGACCUGAAGAUUUAUGCAUCUGAUGAAGGACGGGUUCAGAUGACCGCUGCAGCCUUUGCAAAGGGCCUGCUGGCUCUGGAGGGCGAGCUGACGCCCAUCCUGGUUCAGAUGGUGAAGAGCGCCAACAUGAACGGCCUUCUGGAUAACGACAGUGACUCUCUGAGCAGCUGUCAGCACCGAGUGAAGGCCCGCCUCCACGACAUUCUGCAGAAGGACCGAGACUUCAUCGAGGAGGACUACGACAGGCUGGCUCCAAACUGCAGUGCCUCUCUUGUGAACUCCAUGAGGAUCGUGCAGAACCCCGUGUCCACCUGUGAUCAGGUGUACGCCCUCAUUCAGAGCCUCACGUCACAGAUCCGCACCAGGAUGGAGGUCCCGAAGUCAGCAGAUCUGCAGCUGUACCACAGUGAGACUCUGGAGCUGAUGCUGCAGCGCUGGUCCAAACUGGAGAGAGAUUUCCGGAUGAAGAACGGACGCUACGACAUCAGUAAGAUCCCCGACAUCUAUGACUGCGUGAAGUAUGACGUCAUCCACAACUCCACGCUGGGCCUGGAGGACACGCUAGAGCUGUUCAGACUGUCCCGCGCUUUAGCUGACAUCGUCAUCCCUCAGGAGUACGGUAUAAACAAAGUGGAGAAGUUGGACAUAGCGUACGCGUACUGCCUCCCUCUGGUCAGAAAGAUGCAGCUGGACCUGCAGAGGACGCACGAGGACGAGUCCGUCAACAAGCUGCACCCUCUGUACUCCCGAGGAGUCAUGUCACCAGGUCGCCACGUCAGGACUCGUUUAUAUUUCACCAGCGAGAGUCACGUCCACUCUCUGCUCAGCAUCUUCCGCUACGGAGGCCUGCUGGACGAGGAGAAGGACCAGCAGUGGAAGCGGGCCAUGGACUACCUCAGUGCUGUCUCAGAACUCAACUACAUGACUCAGAUUGUCAUCAUGUUGUACGAGGAUAACAAUAAGGAGCCGUCCUCAGAGGAACGUUUCCACGUGGAGCUUCACUUCAGUCCUGGUGUUAAAGGUGUGGAGGAGGAGGAGAACGCCCCCACAGGUUUCGGCUUCAGGCCGGCCUCAGCGGAGAUGGCUCGACAGAACGGACAGAAACAGACCGACCCUGGCAGCCUGGAAGACCUAUCACGAGAUGAGACGGACCGUGCCGUGCCACUGUCUGAGCCAAUCACCAUCCAGAGGAGGUCCCCGCUCAUACGCAACCACAAGACAGGAUCCAUGGAGGUUCUGUCAGAGACCUCCUCCUCUAAGGUGGGCAGCUAUCGUCUCUUCUCACUCUGCUCGCGUCAGUCUCCGGAGAUGAAACAAAGUGGAUUAGGCUCUCAGUGUGCCGGCCUCUUCAGCACCACUGUCCUAGGUGGGUCCUCUAGCGCCCCUAACCUGCAGGACUACGCACGUGCACAUCGCAAAAAAUUCUCCGCCGGCAGUCUGUCCUACAAAGACGGAACUAAAGAUGACACAUCCACUGCAGCAGUGGCUCCACCUGUGUGGUGCACUGCCAAAGAGCCCCUGGAGGAGCACCAUGUGGCUCAGUUGUUGAGGCGUUUCUCCUCAGACCUCACCCUGGGUCGUCAGCUCUCUCUGGAUGGAGCUCUGGCUCAUCACCUCCAUCAGUGCUCCUACCACCUGCGCCUCCUCAGAAACUGGCUCAUCUCCGGCCAGGAGCCUGUAGAGUACCUCCACGGCUUUGAUGGCUGCUCCAUGGUGCCGUCCAUCUAUCCUCUGGAGACUCUGCACAACUCGCUGUCGCUCAAACAGGUCAACGAGUUCCUGGCCGGCGUGUGUGAGAGUGCCGGGGACCCCCACACCAGGACCAGCAGAGCUCUGUCGGCCAUGUUUGACUCACACAACCAGCCGUCUGUGGACUCGUACAUCCCUCAGAGAGUCCUCUCCUCCUCCUCCAGAUCUCGCUCCGACAGGCCGCCAUGGUACAGCAGCGGCCCCUCCUCCACCGUCUCCAGCGCCGGACCCUCCUCCCCGACCACCGCUGAUACCUCUCCCCGCUUCAGCUUCAGUGACCGGAUCUGUCUCACCCCGCAGAGCAGCGAGGAGACUCACCCACCUCACCCCUCUGCAGCAGGGUCACACAACGUGGACACCACAGGCCCCGCCCCCUCACAGCCCGCUGAGCUCCCUCUGACUCCAAACAACUCCCCCGAGGAGGAGUCUGACCCCACCUCCCCCCUCCUUGAGAAUCCAGCCUCCGCAGAGGAGGGCCCCGCAGCUCUAGAGUCCAUCUGCGACCCCACCCUCAGACCAGCGUGCUCCGCCUUAGCAGAGCUGGCUCUGAGCAGGAUGGAGGGCUUUUGCCCCCCUGGCUCGCUGCCCGUCCUCCUUGAGCUCAGAGAGAGCAGCAGCGAGGCCGGCUCCAGUUCCCAGACCCCCCAGAGCCCUGAGGGGCCUGAUCAGUUCUUUGACACCCAGGAGUCCAUGGAGCUGUGGAUGGACGGGCUGGAGAGCCCCGCCCACUCUGAGACGCCACCAGAGGGCAGUGCCAAGCACACAGCAGAGCCUUAAAGCAUCAGACGAUCAGAUCUGUUCAGACAGACACUUCAUCUGACCACACACACACACUCACAGACACACACUCACAGACACACAUGUACAUGCACACACACACACACACACACACACACACACACACACACACACAGUCACACAGUCACAGACACACAUGUACAUGCACGUACACACACACACACACACACACACACACACACACACACACACACACACACACACACACACACACACACACACACACACACACACACACACACACACAACACACACACACACACACUCACAGACACACACAUACAGGAAAACGCACAUACAAACCACACACACACAUGCACACACAGACACAACACACCGACAGACACACAUACACAACUCACACAUACCUUCAAACACAUAGACGCACACAUGCACACACACACGCAGACAUACACACACAGCAAGGAACCUCCUGUGUAUCUGAAGGAUCAUCAAACUGAGACGUCUCCGUUCUGCGUAAAGCUGCAGGAUCAAAGUUCAGCCAGCACAAUCACCCACAGACACAAUGUUACAGCUAACCUGUUACAGCUAACCUGUUUGCGCCCACAGGUACCAGUCAUAGAUGUUUACACGUAGAUGCUGCUUUUGGGCUUCUGAGUAGCCUUUACACGGCUGCCAUCUUGGAAAUGGGUAGCCGCAGCUAUGUAAAUGUAAGUCUAUGACAGCAGGAGGUCUAUACACGAUUAAAAUAUUUAAGCA
Molecule: messenger RNA, 5347 nt
Organism: Labrus mixtus (cuckoo wrasse)
Lineage: Eukaryota; Metazoa; Chordata; Actinopteri; Labriformes; Labridae
Gene: ppip5k1a
Product: diphosphoinositol pentakisphosphate kinase 1a
Exons: 31
Coding region: 377-4606 (1409 amino acids)
Biological process (GO): inositol metabolic process; inositol phosphate biosynthetic process
Cellular component (GO): cytosol
Molecular function (GO): inositol hexakisphosphate kinase activity; diphosphoinositol pentakisphosphate kinase activity; 5-diphosphoinositol pentakisphosphate 1-kinase activity
Source: RefSeq, a predicted model, not a curated record